AUCUCUCCCUCCACCGCCUAUUUUUUUUUCCAUCCAAGCUACCCCGAGCACUUGAUUGAUUUGCCACGUCAGCGUUUGGAUAUUAUCCGAACGGAUUGCUUCCACCCCAGUACGUUUUUCUUAAAUCCUUGCCACCGCAGAAGGCGGCCAGUUACCCUGCCUGUGCGCCGCCAAGGUUAGAUGGCGGACGGCAGCCAAUCGAUAGGCAGCGGCGGCGGCGCGUACCAACCCGAAGACGAUGCGGAGGCAUCGGGCGGUUUUGAGAAAUUUCAAGAGCAGGGUGGUGGCGGGGAGCAUGUGGCUGGUAGAGCCGGCGGCGGCGGGUUAUCUCUCCUGGACAGUACCUCCCACCAUCGCGCUAACGCCGGUAGGCUGGAGUUAGGCUUAGGAAUUAUCAACGUCCCCGUACACGCCGGCGGCGGGCACGGCGUGAGUCACGGCGUGAGUCACGGCGUGCGUCACGGCGGUGGUCAGGGUUGGGGCAGGGGCGCGGGCGUGACUGCGCACUUUGAAACCGUCAAUCCCCGGGCCGGCAACGCGGGUGCUGCUGACGCGCGCAUGACGUGGCACGCGUCAGCACCGAAAGCAUGGUCGGAUGAAGGGGCGGCGCGGGGCAAGAUCGGGUCGCAGGCGCACGUGGAGUCCACGUUUCAGAAGCACAGCGCGCCGGCGGCUUUUGGCGGGAAAGGCGUGCAGCAUAUCUCGUCGAACGCAAGCACGGACGUGCCGACGAGCAAGCACCUCAGCUGCGGAAGGUUCGACGGCGCCGCGGAUGGCGGAGACGCGGGGAACCGGGGCCCGGGGGGACUGGGGGGACAGGGUGGACCGGGGGGGUUCCGCGGAACGGCGCAGCCGCACGUGUGGAUGUGGGGGAAAGCGGAGUUUGCGCACGAGCAGGCGAUGGCGGGGCAGGGAGGCGGGGUCGCGGAACGACACGGGGGCAGGCAGGGGGAGAGGCAUGCGGAACGGUUUUCCAGCUGGGACGGUGGAAAGGGCCUGGGAUUAGGGUUUCGCGGGGAGAAAAUGGGCGCGCGCGCAGGCGCGCUGGAGGUGGCGGAAGCGCAGCUGAGGGACGAUGGCGCGGGGGAAUCGGGGGACUCUGACGAUAUGCUCGCGCAGCCGGAGAGGGGAAGCGCAGUGCAGCAGCAGAAGCAGCAACAAUCCCAGCAGCGGCGGCAGCAGCAGGUGGCGGAGCAGCAGGCGGGGGGGAAGGGGGCGAUGAGCGGAUCGGAGGAGACAGCGUCGCGGAAGGCAAGCGGGCAGAGGGUGCUGAGGAGCAGCGGAGGAAGCGCGGGGAGCGGAGAGUCUCGCGGGUACGAGGGCAGUCGGAUGCAGGAGCAGCAGCACUCGCAGGGCGCGCAUCUGGCGGCGGGUGGCAAGCUAGCGCCUCCCCCGGCUGCCCCUGAGCCAGUCCCCGCCUGGUGGCUCCACCAGGGUCAGGGCGCCUCCGCCCUCCCCCACUACUCCCCAUUCCCCGCCAACGCCCCCGCCCUUCCCCCCUACGCCUCUGCGAUCCCCCCCUCCGCCUCUACUGUCCCCCAGUCCGCCCCCGCGCCCUGGGCCUCCCCUGCGCCCGCCCAAGCACACGCUCGAGAGAACAAUGAGACGUUUCUCAAGGGGCCUGGAGGCUUCAUUGCUGCUGCUGGUGAUGUUGGUGCAGGGGGGCAAGAUGAUAGACCUGCGGCCGUCACGGGGGGGCAAGCGGGAGGGAAAGGAGUGGUGGUGGCAGUGGCAACGGCAGGAGGCGGGGAGAGGGAGGGGCGGGGGAUGAGCGCACCUGGGAGGGAUAUGCUGGGGGAGAGGGGAGAGAGGGGAGAUAGAAUGAGUGGGGUGAAAGGGAUGGGUGGCAACAGUGAGGGUAUGCCGAAGGAGCAAGGGUCGUAUGGUGAUCACAUCAUGCGCCGACAACCUGAGAGGAAGGUCUCCAUGUUUCACCUAGGCCAGCCGCCCCCGCAGUACCACGAUCUGUGCCCGCCCCCAGGUGCGCGCAUCCUCUGGCGCUCGCCAGACGCCGCCCCGCAUGCAUUCGACGCGCCCCAGAAACGCAUCUCAGAUGCGCCCCCCUCCUCGGCCCCCGCCGCUCGUGCUGCCCUAGACCAGAGAUUCCCUGACUUACCACCCCCCUCUUCCGCCUCCACCUCUCGUGCUGGCGUUGACCAGAGGUUGCCGGACGGCUGGCUGGUGCAUGCUGGGGGGGGAGAGAGGAGGGGCGAGCGGAGGGGGAGGAGGAGGGGGAGGGGGAGGAGGGGGGGGGGGGGAGGAGGAGGAGGAGGAGGAGGAGGAGGAGGAGGAGGAGGGGGAGGAGGAGAUGGAGGAGUUGGAGUGGGAGGGGAAGGAAACGGAGGAGCGGGGCUAGCAGCAGCAGCAGCAGCAGCAGCAGCAGCAGCAGCGGCAGUAUCGGCAUCUGGUUUGGAGGUGGAGGCUUUGCUGCUGGUGAACCGGCAGCUGAACUGGCAAGUGGAAGAGCUCAGAGAGGAGGGCCGGCGCGCAAGGGAAGAGGCAGACACACUGCGAGCCCAGGCGAGUGCAGCAGAGAGCGGAGGGGAACGAGGAGGGGAGAAGGGAGGGGAGAGAGCGAGAGAGGAGAAGCGGGAAGGACAGCAGAGCCGGUGGCUGCAGCCAGCGAUCCAGCGCAUGGAGAACCAGAUCGUGGUGCUGACGGGGAGGGUGCUGCAGGUGCAGCACGAGAGGGACGGGCUGCAGCGGCAGCUGCGAGUGGUUCGGGACCGAGUGGCCGGGCUGGAGAGGGAGAAAGAGGAGCUCGUGCUGCAGCUGGGGCAGCAGAGCGGGCACGUGGGGCAGCAGAGCGGGCAGGUGGGGUUGCGGCAGGUGCGGCGGCAGGAGGGCCAUGGGGGGCAGGAGGGAAUGAGGGAGCAGGCGGGGCAGCAGGCAGCACAGGGGGAAGAGGAGGGGCGGGUGCAAGGCGCUGGGAGGGAGCUGCGAGAGGUGGUGGCGGGUGUGGGGGUUGGGUUGGAUGGAGUGAGAAGGGGCGGAUGCAAAGACGAGGAGAUGGAGGAGAGAGUGGGGGCAGAGAGAGGGGAGGGGAGAGAGGGGAGAGAGGGGAGAGAGGGGGGAGAGGGGGGAGAGGGGGGAGAGGGGGGAGAGGGGGGAGAGAGGGGAGAGGGGGGAGAGGGGGGAUUGGAGAUGCGAGGGAUGGAAGGGGGGACAAGGGGCAUGAACCCGUCGGACGCUGACUGUGUGGGCGGAAAAGUGGUUGGUGGGAAGGGUUUGACUGGUGAAGGUCGUAGCACGGGCAUGGAAAUGAACAGAGCAAUACCGGCUUCAGAGAUAGCAGCGCACAGGGUGGCUUCGACUUCUGCUGUGGUGCAUGGGAUGGCAGGGCGUGAGGAGUCUAUUUUUGAGGCGCCUCAAAAAAGGAUGGCAGGGCGUGGGGCACUAGAGAGUGGACUGCCUGGAGUGCGGUCCGCACGUGGGGAGUUUGGUGAUCCCCCCGCUAUCCCUCCCCGACACGCCCAUACCGACACCCAUACCCAUGCCAACACCCAUGCCAGUGCGCAUGGCCCCCCGGCCUGCAUGCCUACUCCGUGCCUGGCACUCGCACCCCAGCAGCGCGACGGCAUGGCUGGCAGCAUGUGGCACUCCAUGCAGCAGCACAUGCACCAGGCGCUCUCGUACAUGCAAGCGCUUGCGCCGCUGCUAGAGGGGCAGAGACAUAUCCACGUGCAGGGGAGGGGAGCAGGUGAGGGGGAGGGAGAGGGAGAGGGGGAGGGGGAGGAAGAGGAGGAGAGACAGGCAGAGCAUGAGGGAGAGAGAGAGGGGAGCAGAGAAGGGGUUGAGCACGGGGGUGUCCUAGGAAGGGUGGGUGCAACGGCCAGUGGAUUGAAAGUGGAGCCUAAAGGGGAGGUGCAGAGCGGCCCUAUGCCCCGGGUGGUUGCGCCAUCAGGAGACGGUGAUGGCCGCUCACUCGCACACAAGCCCGCUGCUGUCCUCACGCCCCAUUCUGCACUCUCUGUGCCAGCACAAGUUUCCUCUGCUGCUGCUGCUGCUGCUGCUGCUGCCCCUGUCCCUGCUGCUGCUGCCGCCAUUGCUGCUGCUGGUGUGGGAGGAGCAGGCGCAUCCGUUGCCGGUGCAGGGGGGGGGAUAGGAGCGGAGGCAGUGAAUGCGGUGCGGGAAGUGGCGGAGGAAGCAGUGGCGGUUCAAGGCAUGGUGGAGCAGGCCUUUUCCAAGGCCCAGGCGCUCUCACAGCUGCACAGCGCAUGGCUGCUGCAGCCGUCACAGCAACCGCAGAAGCAGCCGCAGGAGAAGGAGCAGCAGCAGGAGCAGCAGCAGCAGGAGCAGCAGGAGGGGGAGGAGGAGCAGCAGGAGGAGCGACAAGGGCCAGCAGGGAAGGUUCAGCUUGGUAAUAGUGUCUCUGGAGCAGCUGCUGGUCGCAAUGGGGCAGCAAUGGAAGGAGCAGGGCCAACAGCAGAAACAACUAAGGCACCGGCAGGCAAACCAGCAGUAAUAGCGACAACAGAAGGAGCAGUGGCAGCAGCAUCAGUGCGAGAAGAAAUAUGUGCAGGGGGCAGCGUGGGGGAUUGGGGGGUGCCGGGAGGGAAAGACAAGCAGCAGCCAGCAGCACUCAAAGCCGAGGCUCCAGGUGGUCACGGGAACGGGGUGGGGGAUGGUGAUGUGGGGGAUGUGCACAUGGAGUUGUUGGCUCUGGCACAUGAUCUUGCCAUGGCCUGUGCGUUGCUGGGCAGCCUGCAGACCAAGGCGCUUGCAGCACAGGAAUGGGUCAGUAGGAGUGUGAGCGAGGGGGGCACAGCAGCAGCAGGAGGAGGACGAGGAGGAGGAGGAGUGGGUAUGAGGGGGAGAGAGAGCAGGAGUGUGGUGGAAGGUGAGAGUGGUCCGUGGAGGAAGGGAGGAGGGCAGGAGGGAGGGGAGAGGAGGGCGGCAGGGGGGAUUUUGCAAGGGAGGAGUGGCUAUGGCAGCAGCAGGGCUGAUGGGACGCGACAGGGCAGAGGUGAGUGCCUCUCCCACCCUGCGGUCUGCACAUUGCCUAGGCGGCCUGGCCGCCUGGCUGCUGUCUUUCUCUCUCAUGGUCAUGUUUGCCUUCCCGUCUCCCGUCACCUCCCUCUCCUUCCCCCCCCUUUCCCCCCUCCUUUCGCUCUCUCCCGUCCCCGUGUCCCCCCUCUUUCCCCCCGCUCACCCAUCCCGUGCUGUCAGACGAGGAGCGGUGGUGGGAGGGGCAGUGGUGGGCAGGCACGGGGGCGAAAGACACGGCAUCGCGCAAGCGCAAGGCGGGAGAGGAGGAGCUGUUGCUGCUGUUCAAUGGAGAGGGCCUCCUGCAAUGGGGAGGGGCAGCAGGGGGGGGUGCUGCAGGUGCUGGGGGAGGAGAGGGGGGGGGUGGGAUGCGAGGCAGCGGCAGAGGGUGGAAGGAGCAGGGGAUGUGGAGGGUGGUGUGGGGCCGAGCCGGGCGGGUGUGAGAGGGGAGGAGGAGAUGGGGUUGUGGCAGGAACUGUCUCGAAUGGAGCAGAUUCUAAACGUAGGGGAAGCUGGGGGAAGGGGUGGGUUGGUAAGCAGGGUCGACAAGGGGGAGCAAGGAGGAGGAGAGGGUGGUGGUGGUGGUGGUGGUGGUGGUGGUGGUGGUGGUGGUGCUGCUGCUGCUGCUGCUGCUGCUGCUGCUGCUGCUGCUGCUGCUGCUGCUGCUGCUGGUGUUGGUGCUGGUGGUGGUGUGGGUGGUGGUGGGGCUGGCAGCACAGGAGUUGGGAGGGACACAGCAAGUGUAGUGGAAGUGACGGAGGGCCUUCGGAGGCUGGUGGGGAGAGUUGAGGCAGUGGUGUUGAGGAAUGCUGAGCUCAUGGCUGCCAUGGAUGCCAUGCCGGAGAAAGCUAACCAUGCCACUGCGUGAUGUCUAGUGGGCCUUGCAUUGGUGGGAAUGUGAACACUGUUUUCUUGGGGGCAAGGAUGGGAAAUGGGAAUUGACUAGCGUGACCAUUUUAUGAGUGAAGAAGCAAGUUGGACCAAGACACCCUCUUCGUGUUGGAUGUUCACCUACCCAAGGGUAGGAGAACUGAAACUUCAAUAUUUUUCAUUUUCACUCGUUAUU
Messenger RNA from Closterium sp. NIES-67, 6052 nucleotides. The record is from the annotation of a GenBank genome assembly. NCBI's taxonomy places the organism in Eukaryota, Viridiplantae, Streptophyta, Zygnematophyceae, Desmidiales, Closteriaceae.